AGGUGUAGUGAUAGGCUGCCUCUCGGUUGGUAUCUAUACUCCAAACUGUCGAUGGACGGCCGAGGUUUUAAACGGGCACAAGUGGAUGGGUGAAACUCCUUGCCCUCAUCAAUCUUAACGCGGCAGACUCGAGAUCUGUCACGUCCAUCUUCUUCGCCUGCGCUGGCUGGAAGCGAGUCAUCACGCACGCGCGUCACAUGCCCACCUAUUCGGCGCCCAAUCCUCAACGCAAGUCCUUAUUAUCUGUCUUUAUAGCCUCGUCGAUUCGGGCACGGUAAUUUUCACCACUGGAAUGUGAGUUUGUACUGCCACGCCGUAACCCGCGUUCUUGCCAACUCGGGAAAAAGGGGUCACUAUUACACUAUAACCAUGGACAGGUUUACCACUCACUGUGUUCUUGCUUUCCUCCUGUUUUUCAACGUCAUUCAAGCUAACUACACCACGACGACUUCCUAUGGCUGUGUGUUAUGUGCAACAGGAACAUAUCGUCUGGUGACCACUCUGAUGCAGAACUAUUCCAAAGUGGUGCGGCCCGCUGAAUCACCCACAGAUCCUAUCGUUGUAAGAUAUGGUGUCGCCCUUCAACAAAUCAUCGAUAUGGACGAGCGGAACCAGAUACUUACUACAAACGUGUGGCUGAGACAGCACUGGACUGAUGCCAGUCUACGUUGGAACUCGGAGGAUUUUGACGGCAUCAAGAAGAUAACCCUCCCUUCGACAGACAUCUGGAAACCAGACAUUGUCUUGUACAAUAUAGCUGAUGACAAGUUUGAAGGCAUCAUGAAAACUAAUGCCGAGAUCGAAGAUAACGGGCAAGUAUCUUGGUACGCUCCCGCUAUCUUCAAGUCCUCCUGCAAGAUCAAAAUCAGGUUUUUCCCCUUCGACGAGCAGCGCUGCAAGCUGGAGCUGGGCUCCUGGGCCUUCACUACCAACCACCUGGACUUGGUGAACCGCACCGACGCCGGGGACAUUGCAAGCUUCAUCCACAACGGCGAGUGGGUACUCAAGGGCAUGCCGCUGGAGCGCAAGCUCAUCAAGUACAACUGCUGCAAGUACCCGUACAGCCUGCUGCACUUCACCAUCAUUGUCCAGCGCCGGUCGCUGUUCUACGUCUUCAACAUGUUGGUGCCGUGCAUGCUGGUGUCGGCUCUGACCAUGUUGAGCUUCUAUCUGCCAGCUGAUGCCGGGGAGAAGGUGACACUGUGUAUCACCAUCCUGCUAUCCCUUACAGUGUUCUUGUUGCUAGUAGCAGAGACCAUGCCUCCAACGUCGGAUGUUAUUCCCUUAAUAGCCCAGUACUAUCUGACCACAAUGAUUCUGGUGUCUGUCUCCACACUCAUGACGGUCGUCGUGCUUCACAUCCACCACAAAGGGGUGUACGCCAGCCGGCCACCGGCCUGGCUGAGGAAGCUCACUGUAGACUACUUGGCCCAGGUGCUGUGCCUCCGGAGCUGCCGAAGCCUUCACGGCGCCCAGACGGUGCCCCGCAUCAGCUUUGAGAACGCGCCGGCGAUGCGAGAGGUCAACAACACCGUGUACAAGCCUGUGAACAUGGACUGUAACCAGCUGGAGAUGAACAACAUGAUGACCAGCAAGAGGGACGUCCUGGGCAUGGGCCGGCGGAAUCGGCUUCAGCAGACUCUGGACCUGAUCGCCAUCAACCUGGGGAAGAUCGUGGAGAGAUACGAGGAGGAAGACAUGGACAAGGAGAUGCGGUGCGAAUGGAUCAGAAUAGCUUACAUUAUCGACAGGUUGUUCAUGUGGAUGUUUGGACUCACCACAGUUAUUGCCACCUUAUCCAUCUUCCUACAAGUCCCGUCAUUUGGAUAGGACGCGUUCUCAGUCAAGAAAAUGUGGCAUUAAUGGAAAACCUCUUGGUGUAACCUUCUUUAGGACUGACUCCACGCCAUAUUGGCUUGUUCUUUUCAAAAUUGGCGCUUUCAUAGAACGGAACUUAAACCAGUACAUUCAUGUCUCUACAGACUAUAGAUAGUAGAUCACGAAUAAUGAUAAUAUCAAGAUAUUAAUUCUAGUUUUAAAACGUUCGAGAGGGCCGUAACAUCCAAAAUACUACAGGCUCUGCAUUUAAACCUUUUAAGGACAUGGAUCAUGUCAACGAACAAUUAAGACAUGCAAGAACAACGGAAUCUUCAAAUAUACAACGUUCUUGGCUUCAGUGGGCAAGAUCCACAACCAAUUUUUGAGGGGGGAAUUUGGUUUUAGCUAGGGAGGGGGCACAUAAUUUUGAGUUUUAAAAAUUACUUUUUAUGGCCUUUCUAAGGGAUGACGGAGCAACUAAGGGGAAAAAUUAACCAAAAUAUACCCCUCUUAAAUUAUUUGUGUAAUUGCUCCUUUUGGGAGCCCUGACCCCCGUGGGCCCCAUGGAUCCACCCUUGCCAAUGGGCAUGAUGGAGUAACACACGAUUAAAAUGAUUCGCAGUGAAAUCCUCACAAGAAGGACCAACAACCUUCUACCGUAUGACCGUUACGAGCAAUAGGUAACGAUCUCAAACUAAAAGUCUCAGCCGCUGCUGACAAAAGCCUCAGGCUGUUUUGAGAAGGAAAGAAAAAUUAUGCGUAAAUUGAUGGGCCGCGCAGUCGCCUCUACUUUUAAAGACUCGUACUAGACGCGCUCUAUGUCGCAUUUAAAACGCUGCAGGUACAUUGCAUUAGUUUCACAGACAUUGCUGAAUGGAUUUUUGUAACAGUUUUUCUUUUUAGACUGGAAGCAUCUUGUCAUCAUCUAAGCUGUUGAGAAUGUGAGUACAAAACAUCAAAACAAUUAGCGACUAACAGAUUGGUGUCGAAUCGGCUGGCCGAUUGUAAUAAGUGCAUAUACGUCACAGUCUGUGAGAUGCUUUUAUGUUUUCCGAAUGCUUCCUAGGUAAUACUAAAAAAGACAAAACUGUUUUAUCUCUGUUUCAAUUUAAAUGGAAAAAUAACAGCAAUAGACGAUGUCUCCAUGUUUCAGUUAAAAUACAUAAAUAACGUAACAGGGUAAGGUAUGUUAAAUUUGCAAUUUAUGAAAAAAGCUACAACUUAUUCCAGCUUUGGGUGCGUUUUGUAUGUAUUGGCAAUACAUUUAGAAAGGCAAUCAUGCGUCGCGUUUCAUAUUUAGUCUGAUGUUCAAUAAGAGCAAUGUAGUACUCGAAAAGAAUAUUUUGUAAAAGAAAAAAUCAAAAAGAAGGAAGAAAAAACAGAAAUGUAAUGCGAUUGAACAUAUAUCUUUAUAUAUUAAUAUACUUUAGCAGUAAAAACUUUGCAGCCAUUUAAAAUAGCAUACGUGUAGUCUAAGGGCUGGGAGGGGGUUUCGCUGCACCCCUGGACCAACUGACAGUGGUAUUUUGUAUUCUUUGGCAUGCCUUAACGCAAAAAAGUUAAAAGAAACAAAAUUAGGGGCAGGAAGAAAAUUUUGAAGUCCCAUUCAAAUUUUUGUAUUUGCAUCUCUAAGCAUCGGGUUUCUUAUGGGUUUGACUCAUUCCCAGCCUACGGACUAAUAUUGUUACAGUGCUCGCUCAUUUUGAUCUUUUCCCGGCACUGUUCUCCAAGUAUUUGUAUUGAAAGUACUUCUAGGUUUUAAACAAAUAUUUGCCGGUCAUUUAUUAAUUGGUUUAUAAUUAAAAACAUCAUUGUGUGAUUUAUUGAGUUGUUUCAGUCGUUAAAAUCGGCAUGGUAGACAAUUUGCAUAUAAUGCUUUUGAUCGCUGUUCGCGUUUGUUAUGUUAAAGGAAAAUAGAAAAAAAUUAUACCGAAAAAAUGUUUCUGGCAUAUAUCUUUAAUUUUUACCGCCGUAUAUGAGAAUAACAAACACUUCUGUCAUCAGUUCGAAAGUGUAUUUGUUUUUCAACGUCUGUGAGUUUUAUCUUUUUCCCUUUUUGUAAUAACAUCUGUACAGAGAUGUACUGAUAGCUUAUCGAUUUCCUGAUACUUGCCAAAUCAACAAGAGGAAU
Acanthaster planci (crown-of-thorns starfish) is the source of this 3949-nucleotide messenger RNA. RefSeq names its product neuronal acetylcholine receptor subunit alpha-10-like. Gene Ontology annotation, cellular component: postsynaptic membrane. Lineage: Eukaryota; Metazoa; Echinodermata; Asteroidea; Valvatida; Acanthasteridae. The record is from RefSeq and is a predicted model, not a curated record. Gene Ontology annotation, biological process: monoatomic ion transmembrane transport. Gene Ontology annotation, molecular function: transmembrane signaling receptor activity; acetylcholine-gated monoatomic cation-selective channel activity.